Molecule: messenger RNA, 4082 nt
Organism: Anopheles cruzii
Lineage: Eukaryota; Metazoa; Arthropoda; Insecta; Diptera; Culicidae
Exons: 7
Coding region: 105-3860 (1251 amino acids)
Biological process (GO): regulation of telomere maintenance
Cellular component (GO): nucleus
Source: RefSeq, a predicted model, not a curated record
UAAAGGUCCACUGGUGAUAAACCUUUCUUCUGCAGUGCUCGUUUAGCGCUUUGGCAGACGUUAGACUAAACACGAGUGCCACAGCGUAAGGGAUCAUCCCGAUCAUGUCUUGGCCAAACAGUUGGCCCGCCGUGCAGCAGCAGCAGCAGCCAGCCGGAAUGGUGCCAUCGUAUCCACCUCCAGCGGGUUCUGCUGCCGCCGCCGCGACUCCCAGCAUCCAGGCGGGGGCCGAUUAUGGGUCUGCGGUCAGCUCAUACAAUCAGUGGCAAUGGCAGCAGUACCAACAACAGUACGCCCAGUGGCACGCACAGUAUGGCGAGCAAUAUGCACAGCAAACGGGCAACGCACUGCCCCCCGUGGCCACCCCGAUGCCGUCGGUGGCUGCGGCGGUGCCGACUGUUUUUGCAGCCGCACCAACGCUACCUUCGUUUCCACCGGUCAACUUGGUCGCUCCGCCGCCUCCCGCGGAACCACAUCCGGACGAGCUCAAGUCCCAAACAAAUCAACAAAAGCCUCCCCUCCCGGAGGAGCAGAGUGCCGAGGAGAUCGCGUUCGACGAGCAGUUCCACAAAUGGGAGCAAGAGUUCGAGGUGUGGAAGCGCAAUAAUAGCAACCACCCGGACAAGAAAGCGUACCGGGAUUACGAGCAAAAGUGUGAAGAGCGCCGCAAGAAGCUUCUCGAGAGGCGCGAACAACUCAGAAGAAAACGGAUAGAAAAGAAUGCUUCGCAGGCUGCUGCACCAACACCGCCGGCCACCGUGCCACCGCCGCCACCGCCUUCCGAUCCGGAACAACCGACGGGCAACGGAGCUCAACUAGCGAACGUGUUUACGCACGCCUCCGCCGGAGCGCACAGCUCCGGCAGUGGAAUCCCCGGAUUGGAUCUGAUCAGCGAAAAUCCACCACCACCAGCACUGAAGAAGCCCAAGCUGGAACCCGAUGCGGAUCCGGUGGUAGCGGUGAUCGAUCUGGUAGAAAAUGAUCCGCCGGACCAGAAGCCCACUCUCAACGGUAUGAACCAGGACCCGGACAACCGCAGGCCGCAAGAGACGAACGUGGAUGCGAUCAGUUCCUUGCUGAACGAUCCGAAGGUGAACGCACUGUUGCAGCUGGUCGGCAACACGAUGGCCUCGGCUGGGAGUAACGGUGGAGGAGACGGCGCGGUCGGUGCGGCCACUAACCCCCUGAUGGCCGCACUUGCGCAGCUGACGCACAACCGGUCGGGCGGCGGUGAUGGCGAUCUGCUGAAACAGCUGCAAAACACUGUCGAAAAUCGACCCAAUGGUUCGUGUCGUAAUGAGCGGAGCGGCCCGGAGACUGCUAGAUUUUUGAGCAGCCCGGCCAGCAGCGUAGCUAGCAGUAGCCGGACCACGCUGCCGGAUUCCUACGAUCCUCGCAUUCCGCCACCCAUGAUCGACGUCGAUCUUUCGCAACCACCACCGAUGGUGUCGCGAGGCCGGAAUCACAAAGGCCCCCAAACGCAGCGGCGCGAUCGGUGGAGUGGCAAUGCGCCGGAUCGCUUCGAGCACCCGCGGUUCCGCGGGAGUCCGGUGGCAAAAAUGGCCCGCUUCGAUCGUCCGCCACCACCGCUAGCGGCGGCGGCGGCGGCAGAGUACCAGAUCGACCCGGAGCUCGGGCGGCCCGUUGCCGUUCCGAAGCCACUGUGGAUGACGGAGGACGAGUAUCAGGAGAUUUACGAUCGGUACGAGGACGUGCAGAGUUUCGACGAGCGCAAACACAAAAUGGAACUGGCCAUUCAGGUGUUACGGCAAAACAAAAUACGUGCCGGCCAGCUGCCGCCGGGCUACGAGCGGCCUUUGCUUUCCGCCCGAGGCGGUAUGCCGAGGCCGUUGAUUAAGACGGAAAUCAAGCACGAACCGACCGAUGAAUACUUUCAACCGACGCAGGUCUUUGACUACAGUAACUGCAGGAGUGUACCGCCACCGACCGUGACCCAGGAACCCCCCAGGAUCGGGCGAGUGAUCGACUAUGGACACCAGGGUGCCGGAUCGCACGGUGUCUACCGACCGAAUGACCGUAGGAAUCUUCAGACUCGCCUGCGCAAUGCUCAAAAUGGCUCGAGUGGAGCGGACGAGAACCAGUUUGUACACGGUUCGCAACGCUUUGAUUACAACCACUCGAGCGUCUCGAACGCAGCCACUAGCAGCAGUGGCAACUGUAGCGCGGAACAGCGCGCCGACCAGCAGUGGGCGAUGGCGGCGGCCACGUUGCCACACAACAAAUCGAUCGAUCGAUCCGUUUCUAGCCUGCAGCGCUUGGCCGAGAUGCACCUGAACCCGAACCCGGAGGAAAGCAAUCCGCACUAUCCGUGCAAGUUCAUAUUGAUGAACGAUAAUCGGCCCAACUGCCUGAGCACCAAGCGUGCCAAGCGACCAUCGUCGAUACGGAAACAAAAGUUGAAGCAACAACUGCAGCAACAACAGCAAAAAGAGCCGGCUGGUGGCAGCAGCGGUGCAGCGGUCGUUCCCACCGGACCGGAGCCGAACUCGGAGCCAGGGCUGGAGGAGCUGAGCUCGGACAACGACAUCGAAGACGAUCGACCCGACUGGGGCAACAGCACCGACGAGGGGGCAGCCGGCGGUCGGCAGGAGUGCAAGAGUGAACCGCGCGACGACGAUCGCUCGGAGUCGGUAGUUUCUUCCCAAUCGUUCCAGCAACACGGAUUGCCGCCCCGGAUGAUCGAUAUCGAGGAGCUGCUGUUGCCCCCGGGACGAUUUAACCGGCCGCCCCGUAUCUGUUUGCUCGUUCGCGGACUACCGGGCAGCGGCAAGUCCCACCUGGCCCGGCUGAUCAAGGCGAAGGAGCAAGGGUUCGGUGGGCCGUCACCGCGGGUCCUCAGCCUGGACGACUACUUUCUGGUGGACAAAGAGGUGGAAGAACGGGACCCCGUGAGCGGGAAGCUGACGAAGGUGGUCCGCGCGGAGUACGAGUUCGACGGUGAGAUGGAGGAGCUUUACAUCCAAAAUCUGAUCAAAGCGUUCAAGCGCACCAUCUCGGAGCGGUUGUUCAACUUCGUGAUUGUCGAUUGCUGCAACCAUCGGUUGGAGUACUAUUGCGAGUUUCACAACUACGCCCGGAGCAACGGGUUUAAGGUGUACACGUGCACUAUGCAAACGGAUGUGGACGCUUGCGUUGAGCAAAAUGUUCACCAUCGCACGGCGGAGGAGAUACAAGUGUACGCCGACAACUGGGCCAUGGCCCCGGACGAGCAUGUGCAACUCAACUUUAACUCGUUGCUGGAACCGGACCGGUCGGACACGAAUGCGGUCGUUACCGAUAUGGAUAUUGCGGGUGACGAUGAAUCGCUGCCGGACGUGGACAGUGGACAGAACGAGCUGGAACAUGUAGGAACGCGCGCCGUGCCGUGCCGUCACGAAACGAGCGCCAACGCAUCACAGGACGACAGUAACGACGAUAGUGCGGCGGGUACCGCAGAGUGUGAUUUGUUCGCGAGUAAAUGGGACAACGACACCAGUGAGCAGAAUUUAGCCCGACUCGAUGGCACUAGUAAACCCUUGAAGCGCCCACCAACCCUGGAGGACUACUUGCAGCUGGACAGCGAUGACGACGACGGUAACGGUGACGACGGUGACGGCGACGGUGAUGAUGCCGAAGGUCGAGAAAAGGUGGCCGGCGUCGGCGAUGCUGUCAGCAAGAAGAAGAAACGUGUCCGAUGGGCCGACGUAGAGGAGCGGAAGGCGCAGCGCAAGAUGCGUCAGGUGGGAUUCGUUGUCGGUGUCACGGAUUGGUCCCGGAUGAUGGACCCUACGAAAGGCAGCAGCGCCCUGACGCAGACAAAGUAUAUCGAGCGCGUGAAGAAACCGUCCGACGGAAAGUAACGACGCAUUGGCGCACUGCUCAGUCAUGUCACCAAUCGAAGUUCACCGCGGAAAGCACCCGAUCGCAAUGAAUGUUCCACGGUUUUGCAAUAAUGUGAAAUGGAAUUCAAUUGUUUAAAGGCUUUUCUACUGUGACCGGGGGGCAACGGGCAAUCACGAUUAAUUCGCCGCAUUGCACCUCUUAUUGUAUAUUUCAAACCAGAUCGCAACUGAUCUACUGAU